Molecule: messenger RNA, 3684 nt
Organism: Lactuca virosa
Lineage: Eukaryota; Viridiplantae; Streptophyta; Magnoliopsida; Asterales; Asteraceae
Source: the annotation of a GenBank genome assembly
GGGUACAACUGUCAAUUACCCUUCGUUAUCGUGAGACUUUCACAGACCCUGUAGUCUUCUCAUUUCUAAAUUGUAUAACCUAAAAAUUCACAUACAUCUGAUUUAAUGGAGCGGAGGGACUACAAUCGCGGUGGUUACAGCCGUAGUCGUGUCGAUCGCUACUAUGAUGACCCACAAGAUGGUGGUAGAGGCGGAUAUGGUGCCGAUCGGUACUAUGAAGGCGAACACGAUGGUAGUAGAGGCGGAUAUGGUGGCGACCGGUACUAUGGCAGCGCACAAGAGGGUGGUAGAGACAUCGGAUAUGGAGGCGACCGGUACCAUGGUAGCCCACAAGAGGGUGGUAGAGACAGCGGAUAUGGUGGCGACCGGUACCAUGGAAGCCCACAAGAGAGUGGUAGAGGCGGCGGAUAUGGUAGAGACCGGUAUCAUGGAAGGGCACAAGAUGGUGGAAGAGGCGGCGGAUAUGGUGGCGACCGGUACUAUGGAGGCGCACAGGAUGGUGGAAGAGGCGGCGGAUAUGGUGGCGACCGGUACUAUAGAGGCACACAAAGGUGGUGGUAGAGGCGGCGGAUAUGGUGGCGACCGGUAUUAUGGAGGCGCACAAGAUGGCGGUGGAGCUGAUGUUGGUUACCUUUCUCGUCGUGGUAGCCGAGAUAGAAAUUACUCGCAUCCUUACAACAAUCGACAUCAGGAACAGUACGGAGGCAGUAGACGUAGAGAAUCUAGCGGCGGAGGAGGUGGUGGUUCGCAGUUGUACAGGAACAGAACUCCUACUUACCAUAGGCAGAAUACGGAUCGUGUACACGAUCUUUCUGCUCGCGAUAGAGAAAUAAGGGCGAGUCCUGUUGAAUAUAGUCAACCGGUCAGGUCUCGGUCUCCGGCGCCGACGAUCACUCAAACUCAGCUCCGCCUCGCCGAUCGGAUUCAAGAAGUUCACCAUCGCGAGGUAGAAGAAGUUCACCAUCGCGAGGUACAAUGUAUACCAUCUCCGAUGGAUGAUGAAGAAUAUGCGUAUGUACCCAUUAAACGUCCUGACCAUGGUAAACUUGCCAUGAAAUCAGUGAAGCUUCUUGUUAAUCAUUUCCCUGUGAAGUUCGAUCCAUCAAAAGCUAUAUUACGUUAUGAUGUCGACAUUAAACCAGAGAUGUCUUCUUCUUCUCGAUCUCUGAAAAAACCAAUACCAAAAUCGGACCUCCGAUUGAUCCAGGAGCAGUUAUGUUCUGAUAAUCCUAAUCAAUUCCCCCUACUCCAAACUGCAUACGAUGGUGAAAAGAACAUCUACAGUUCAGUUUCAUUACCUGAAGGAACUUACAAUGUCCAAUUACAUGGUCGAUCUUACACCUGCAAAAUCAAAUAUGGAACCAAAUUAGGUCUUUCAAAGCUUCAAGAUUUCUUGAAAGGAAACGCUAUACAAAUCCCUCGUGAUGUAUUGCAAGCUCUUGAUGUAGUAAUGAAAGCAAAUCUUUUUCGGGAAAAGGUUCCAGUUGGAAGAGGUUUAUACCCACGAGUGCAUAGAAAAGAAGAUGAUCUUCAUGGUGGUGUUGCUGCAUUCAGAGGCUCACAACAAAGCCUAAAAGUCACUUCAAAUGGAUUAGUAAUGUGUCUUGAUUACUCUGCUGUACCUUUUCGUAAAAGAAUGCCAGUUUUUGACUUUCUCAAAGAAUGCAUUCAAGGGAUCCGUGAAGUUAAUGACAUUGAAAGAUUUGGGAACCAAGUUAUACGCGCAUUGAAAGGAUUGAAAGUGGGUGUGAUUCAUCGUAGGACAAAUCAAAAGUACACUGUUUGUGGAUUGUCUGAAAAAGCUACACGGGAUCUUUCUUUUGUUCUUGAAGAUCUUGAAGGGAAGAAAGAACCUGAAGUUAUCAUGCUUACGGAUUACUUUAGAGAAAAAUGGGGUAAAGAGAUAAAACACAAAGGGGUUCCUUGUUUAAAUUUGGGAAAUAGUAAGAAACCGAAUUAUGUCCCGAUUGAAUUCUGUAUCUUGUCUGAAGAUAAAAGGUUUCCAAAAGAACAAUUAGGUAAAGAAGCUGCAAGAAAAUUAAAAGAGUUAUCUCUUCUCAAUCCAAAUUGUAGGGAAAGAGAGAUACACAACUUGGUUCAUGAUGAAUAUGCACCUGGCAAAAACGGUGCGAAUGCAAUCAAGAAUUUUGAAGUGGAAGUUGGGAUGAACAUGACAGAAGUGGAUGGACGUGUGAUGGCCCCACCACAACUCAAACUCGGUUCUUUAAGUGGAAAAACAAUGACAACAACGGUUGAUAGAAUGAAAUGUCAUUGGAAUCUUCUUCAAGGAAAAACUUUAGUAGUUGGAAAAUCAGCAGAAAGAUGGGCAGUGAUGGAUUUCACUCGUGAUGAUCGAAGAAACAGUUUAAAUGUCAACUACUUCAUUGGGAAGUUAAAGAACAGAUGUGAAAGUAUAGGGAUACAAAUGGAAGAACCAAUCAUGGUUCAUCAAACUACAAUGAGAGAGUUUUCAGAUGUUAACACACUCAAUCGUCUUCUUAAAGAAAUCGUGGAUGAAUGUAGAAGAAGAGACAAUAGACGAUUACAAAUGAUUGUUUGUGUAAUGGCUGAAAAACACGAUGGAUACAAAUACCUCAAAUGGGUAUCCGAGACCCAAAUCGGUGUCAUAACCCAAUGUUGUUUAUCCUUCAAUGCCAACAAAGCAAACGAUCAGUUUCUUGCUAAUUUAGGAAUGAAGAUAAACGCAAAAUUAGGAGGUAGCAAUGUCGAAUUAAUCGAACGAUUCCCGCGUUUCAACGGUUCGGAUCAUUUCAUGUUCAUCGGAGCGGACGUAAACCACCCGACCGCCGCCAACCAAUCAUCGCCAUCUGUCGCCGCCGUUGUCGGCUCCGUAAACUGGCCCGCCGCCACCCGUUACGCCGCCCGUGUCUCCCCGCAACACCACCGGAAAGAAGAGAUCGUUAACUUCGGGUGCUUGUGUUUGGAUCUUGUCAACACUUACGAACACCGGAAUGGAAUCAGACCAAACCGGAUUGUCGUAUUCCGUGACGGUGUUAGCGAUGGACAGUUCGAUAUGGUUUUGAAUAAAGAAAUGGUUGACAUGAAGAAAUCGCUUUAUACCGAAAACUACCGACCCGCGAUUACGUUUGUGGUGGCGCAAAAGCGGCAUACGACGCGGUUGUUUUUGAACAACGGGAAUGGAAUCGGGAAUGUCCCACCGGGGACAGUUGUCGACACGACAAUUGUUCAACCUUUUGAGUUUGAUUUCUAUCUUUGUUCUCAUUUCGGUGGAAUGGGAACGAGUAAGCCGACUCAUUACUCAGUGAUUUGGGAUGAGAACGGGUUUACAUCCGAUGAGAUGCAAAAGUUGAUAUACCAUUUGUGUUUUAUCUUUGCGCGGUGUACGAAACCGGUAUCGCUGGUUCCGCCGGUGUAUUACGCGGAUCUUGUGGCGUAUCGCGGUCGGAUGUUUCAAGAGGUGGCGGCGGAAUCGGAAUCGGAAUCGGGAAUGGGGGGUUCAGAAUCGUCUUCGUUUGAUCGGUUUUUCUAUAAUCUUGAGGAUCAUCUUAGGGAUUCUAUGUUUUUUAUAUAGGGAUGUUGAAGGGGCGAUACUUGUGGAGGUCAAAUGUCCUUUUCUAAACUGAAAUAGUGAAGGGAGUUUGUGCGCGAAUCUAAUGCGUUUCAUGCCUUUUCAGUGUUGUUUCUUUAUAUUAUAUUGUUGAC